Penicillium macrosclerotiorum is the source of this 510-nucleotide messenger RNA. RefSeq lists its product as uncharacterized. The coding region runs from base 1 to 510 and encodes 169 amino acids. Lineage: Eukaryota; Fungi; Ascomycota; Eurotiomycetes; Eurotiales; Aspergillaceae. The transcript is spliced from 2 exons. The record is from RefSeq and is a predicted model, not a curated record.
AUGCAUCUCCCCUCCCUCCUCACCCUCUCAACCGCCCUCCUGGCCACCCAGGCCCCCGCCCAAUUCAUCCGCUCGAUGAUUCCCAACGGUGUCACACCCUUCCCCUCCAUCCCAGCCUCUUCCACCCCGGCCGCAACCCCGUCCACUCCCCUCUCGCGCCCAGCCCGUCCCUCUAUGCGCCCCCUCCAUCACGCCUCGGCCCAGCAACUGCCAUUCCACCCGCAUGCCGCGCACGCAGCGAGCCCAUCCGCUACGCCGCUACGCGAGGCUUUCCAUGCGCCGCAUUAUGCUGACGGUGGAAUUGCGCCGAUUGAUCCGCUCCAGCCAGACAGCGAUGUUGCGCCGGUGUUGAUCGGCAAGCCGAGUGGGAAGGAUGAGGGCAAUUCAUUCUGUAUGGGGCAAUGUUAUGCGAGCGAGGGAGAGGCGAAGUGUUCGAAGCCAUAUGCGUCUGCUUUGUACAAGGAGGCACAGGAUUGCUGGAUGUGUUGCUUCACUGCGGGGGAUUUCUAG